AUGGCAUCACGGACCGCCUACGAAGAGCCGGAGCGCCGCUCGAGUGCAAGGCGACGUGUCAGCUCGACGCUCGACGGCCUCCGAUCGACCAGCGCCUCGUACGCCUCCCAGACGGCCAGCGGCCCGCCAGAGUCGAGUGGCCAGCCACGCCGCACCCGUCUCACUUCGAUAUCAGGCCUUCCAGGCCCUGCCGCGCCUUCAAGCUCGGCGGGGACCCGACUGCGUACGCUGUCCACCUCGGCCAAACCUGGCGCCGCAGCUGCUGCCGCGGCAGCGCGCAGGGCCGAGGCGGAAGCGUCUUCAAACAGCGUAUCGACCACCAGCUCGACGUACAGCUCGCGCAACGCCUCGGCCGCCUCGUCGUCCAAUCUUGGCUCACGCCGCACUUCCUGGACGCCCCAGAAGACGGCUCAGAACCAGGCCACAGCGCUGACCGAGCCCAGCAACGUGGCCGGCAACCUCGCGCGGCCAUCGACUGCCUCGCGCAUCCCGUCCAUCAGCCGCGGCACGGGCACCGGGUCUUCGCGCCUCGGCGAUGCGCUGCUCGGCCAGAGGAAGGCGAGCGACUCUUCGGCGAGUCGCUCAGCGGCGCUGCCGACCUCUGGAUCGACAUCCAGCGUAAGCCUUCCUCGCAGACGAGAUAGCCUCGUCGGUCCUCGACAGUCGAGCUUCGUUUCGACGCAGCAGCAGCAGCACCUGCCUGCGCCAUCAUCGACGCUGCGGCCGAGUGUGUCCAACUCGAGUCUCACUGAGUCGGCCAGCAUCACUUCCAGCAUGGGCCCGCCUUCGCUCUCGGCCUCGACCUCGAGCUUCGCCACCGCCUCCCGCCCUCGAGACACGCUGACGUCGUCCAGCUCCUUUACCGCUGAACGGACCACAUCGAACGGCAGGAUCCGGGCAUCGCCGUCACUGCCGCAGUUUGACGGCGGCUUUUCGGCGCCGCUGUUCGAGGGUCUGGCAACGACGUACGAGAGCAGCGAUAGCCUGACGCACGCGGCCGAGGAGAAUGCCACGCCGAUGGCGCACUCGCAGCCCUUCCCCGCUUCCAGCCAACCACCGGAGGCUGGCACCAAGGCGACCGUGGGCACGGCGCCUCGGCGGGCCAAGCCCAAUCUGCACCUCGGCCUGCGCGAGUCGCCGCAGAUGUCGUCGCGCUUCUCCAACUUCUCGUCGGCCGUGGGCACGCCGGACACCACCGACGACGCCAGCCGGAUCGUCAUGAUGCGCAAAAACUCGACCUACAGCAACUCUAGCACCAGCGGGCUGAGCGACAGCCUGGCCAAGAGCGGCUCCGAGCAGAGCAUGGCGGGCCUCGGCAUCGGCCUGCCCUCGACCAUGCAGCCGCCCCCGCCGCCAAUGCCGCCGCCGCACAGCGGCAGCCGGUCGGGCGAUCUCAGCACGUCGCUGUCGAGUGUCGACCGCAACCCGUCGUCGUACAACAGCUCAAUGCCACAGACGCCGGACCGCUUCGGCGAGCACGCCACGCCCAACGCCACGCCGAUGAUGUACGACCGCGCUGGCCAGAUUGGCAUCGGGGAGCUAGCGACCCCGCGCUGGAACUUUCCCUCGUCGAAGCUGCCGAAUUGGUCGUCGCACACCUCGAGCCUGGCCGAGGCUGGAGGGGCAAACACAGCUUCUGCCAACGGCGUUGACCCCAUGCCGCGAUCGGUAAGCGGCGCGCUGAGCGACGAUGGAGCGGUGCCCCUGCGGUCGCUCGUCGGAACGGCCGGCAAACCGCGCGGCCCUUCCGGUAACAGCCUUGUCGAAAACGCCAGCCACUUCCCGUCGGCGCUGCAGAGGCGGGCCGAGGCCAGCCGUCACUCGCGGUCGAUCUCCUACUCAUCGAUCAGCAGCGCCCAGCGGAGCAUCCAGCCGCCGUCCGAGGACCCGCGUGGCGGCCUGCCCAUCUCGCCCUCGGUGCCCGCGGUGCCCCGGUCGUUGGAGGGCAGCGUCUCGCUGCAGGCUUUGGCGCGCGGCUUUGGCGCCUCGACGUCGGAAUUCCUCUCGGACCUGGAUGGCGUCGGCCCAGGAAGCCCCCAAUACUCGAUCGACGCCAUGACCGAGUCAGAGCACAGCGUUGCCAACACCGACGAUGCCUCGUCGACCGAAGCACCCAAGCAGCUGGACCACCUGGUACCCAAGGGCGCCGAUGCGAUCCUUCUCGAGGCGUCGCGCCGGUCGCCGCGGAUCGGAGACCUGUCGUGGUCGCUCGGCGAGACCGGGCCGUUUGGGACCGACGCUGGCGGACCGGCUCCAGACACCGCCGACCAACAGCAGGCGAAGGCGCCUGCAGCAGAGGGGAUGGCAUUUGACAGCGGCGUGCUCAACGCGCUUGAGAGCGACGAGCAGUGGCGCGGCAGCUUCGACCUCAACGCUGCCAUCACCGAGCUGCUCAACGAUCACGACAAGCGACGGCAGGAUCGCAAAGGGGCCGGACAGGAAGGCUCCUCGAGCCCUUCGGCCGAAGUCGACGGCGCUGCUUCGCCGUCGAAGCUGGAUACGCUCUCGGAAGAAGGCAGGCCGAGCGACGAGGCCCCUCUCGGGCGUCCGGAUGGCGAGGUCCGUGGCCUGCCCCAGAUCCCUGCUACCUUGUCGCAUCAUGGUCAGCACGAGCAGCAUACGCCGUCCGCGGCCCGUAGGGCCAUUUCAGACUCGCCCAAGGUCCGCGACAGUGCACUUCCGUCCCGGCGCAGCCGACUGGUCAGCACUGCCGGCAACUCAACGGCGGGACUCCCUGCAAGCGCCAGCGCCACCAGCCUCGGCUCUGCUUCUGGCGCACCUGCUUCCAGCACUUCGUACCCGCUCGGCGCCAACGCCAAAGUCGGCCCACGACUCAGCUCGAUUGCUCAUUCCACCUCAGGCACCACUCGCAGCAAGCGCUCCUCGUCGGCGAGCAUCGGGCAGUCGCUGCUGCGCGGCUCGAUGCCUCUGGGCGCGGCCGAAGAGUACGGCAGCAUCCUCAACUCUGCCAAGGAGGAUGCGGCCGCCGAUGCGCUGCGGAAGCUGGACGGCCUUGGCGGCACGCCGCGGAGCAGCCGCGACAGCCGUUCAGACCUGCCAAAGAGCCCCCGCGUCAGCCGACAGAUGUCGCGGCCGGGCAGCGCCGGUCGAAAGACCCCCGGCACCGGCACCGGUACUGGCACCGGCAGCCGACCCUCGUCGCCGUCGAGUCGCGUGCGUCGCUCGUCCAACUACGACUCUCCGGCCUCGCGUGGCAUCGACAAGCAGCUGCGCGGCGAUGAACCGGGUAGCAGGAGCAGCGUCGUUCGUUCCUCCCGCAUCCUGUCCAAGGCCAACAAGGCGCAGGACGACUCCGGCAGCGCACCCCUCAAUGGCAACGGCGACGGCACGUCGAGGACCCCGCCUUACGCCAGCCCCCGUCUGCGUCGUUCUCAGCUGCCUCCACUGCCGCAAGGUGAUGUGGCUGCGAGCCACCGCAUGUCGCAGGGCAUCGGCAUGGGGGCCACCGCGUCCAUCCGCGAGGUCGGCGCCCCGAGCGUCAGCCGAUCUGGGUCGCGCUCGAAGCGAACCAGUGCCGCCAGCGACGUCUCGGCAGCCCAGCUCGAGGCAUCGAGGCAGGAUGGCGGCAGCGGCGGCGCUGCAGGCAGUAGCAAUGGCGCGGGGAUCGACGAGGUCGAUUCUCUGGGUCUUCCAAGCCGCGGCAGCGGUAUCCCACCCGUGCCUCCGCUGCCCAAGGUCUGGGAGGCGUCCAGGUCGGCUUCGCUCCACUCGGAGGCGUUCGGCUCGGCUCAGGCGAGCCCGAUCAUCUCGGCCAGCCAGAGCUUGAUCUCGACCUCGGCCGACACGUCCGAGGAGCAGCAGCGGCCGCAGCAGCAGCCGCAACAGCAGCAGCAGCAGCAGCAGCAGCCGCCGCAAGGCUAUUCGGAACCGCCACAGCAGCGGCAGCGAGAGCCAUCGGCCCCUCCGCAGCGGCCGACCCCAUCGAGCCUUUCGCCGAGGCAACCGACGAGUCCCCGACUCGGCACGGGCAACAGCGAGGCUGGCCACUCGAAUCUGCGCAAGUGGAGCUUCCCCAACCUCGCCAGCGCCCUUAACCGGAGCCCCUCAACGUCGGCGUCGACGGCGACGCGGUCCAGGCAGCCCAGCACCUCGGCGUCGAUGUCGGCGCUGAAUGCGGUCGCAGCGGAAGAGGCCAAGCAGCGCCGCGGCACCGUGUACGGCGACGGAUACAGCCGCACCGAAGCCGGUGGGGCGAUGGAGCCCGGCAUGGCGGCGGCCCGAGGCAGCGUCAACUCGAUGGCCCGGAUCGACGUGCUCAAGGCCAACAAGGGCGGCCCGGACGUAUCAACGGGCAGCCCGCAGAGCAGCCGGGUGUCGAACGACACCAACAACAGCAGCCCAAGGGUGCGACGGACGCCAUCGUUUUUCCAGCGCGCCACGAAGCGGUCCAACGGGUCGAUCGAGACGACGCAGAGCUCGCUGCACGCCAGCGGUGACGCCGACGAGAGCAAGUCGACGAUCGAGGUGACGCCGCCCAACUCGGGCCGCCUCUCGCGCAAGUCGAUCAUGGGUCUUGCCGGAGGCCUGCUGGGCCGCUCGACGUCGAAGCGCAAUGUCGAGGUGCCCGCCGGCGAUGGCAGAGGCACGACGACAUCGUCUGCGGCCGCCAACGCCAGCACGACCCCUGGCCGCGUUGCCAGAGCGGUCGGUGGAACGUCCGAGAGCUCGCAGCAGAAGGGCACGUCGUCGACGGCGUCGAGGCGGAUCAGCCUGGUCGCCCGUAAGCGCGGCAAGACGCUCCCCUCGUCCGCAGAGCCUCCGGUGGUGCCCGCCCUGGCACUGCCCAAGGAAUCGCCCGAGGCAGAGAAGGCUCCAGACGCCAGAGAGGCGAAAGCGACCCCGGCCAACGUUUCGACCGACAGUGCGCCCGUCCUCCGCGCGCUUCACCCCUCCUCUUCGUCUUCGAGCCUGUCCAACUCGAUGAUGGCCGACAUCGACCGAGCCGCUCGACUUGCUGCCAGCUACGACUCGCAGGCGACCUACGAAUCCGCCAACAACGAGAUCGAGGAGAUCGCCGACGGCGCGUCGGCAUCUGGCGUCAGCCGCGGCAACUCACCGACCAAGUCGUCCAUUGCGUCGUCGUCGGCGGCGGGCGGCAGCCGUAUUCCGCGCGCUGCGACGAUCCGGUCGUCGACCAAGACGCUCAGCGGCACCGCCAGCAGCAGCGUCGCCAGCAGCAGCAACGGCCACGCGUCGAUCUACGCGACGCCGCAGCAGAGCUCGAUACGGGCCAUAGGCAGCUCGGCCAGCAGCGUGACGGCGUCCAAGGCGGCGUCGUCGUCGCUCGCCGCCAGCCUGGGCAUCCAGCCCACCGAAGACGACUCGCUGUCGGCCGUCAGCUCCGACGCGACCAACGGCACCGCCAAGCCUGCUGUCGCUGGCACUGCUGCCGCCGCCGCGGCGACGCCGGCCAAGUCGGUCACGUCGCCGUCGCAGAAGCCGCUCUCGUCUUCGCUCGUCUCGAUCCUCAACGCGUACGCGGCAGCCAAGACGCCGGCCGAGGUCGAGGGCGUGCUUCGCCGCGCGCGCAUCGCCGCCUACUCUUCGACGCUGACGGCUAGCGAGCGCGAGGUGCUCAACAGCCUCGGCAGCCGCAACGAGCAGCACAAAAAGGCCGACAGCACGCCGAACGGCACCCCGUCGUCGUCCACGGUCGGCAGCAAGGCCAGGGCCUCGGGCAUGACCGAGGCCGGUACGCCCGCCCGCGCCGCCAAAGUCUUUUCGACGUCGAGCUCGGCGGCCAACACGCCGGCCAAGGCCGACACCAGCGUCACGGUCCCCGUGCGCAAGGUGCGGGCCUCGCUGAGCGCCGCCUCCGGGGCUGCCGCGCGCGUGUCGCGGGACACGGCCAACUCGGUGGCCGGACGGUCGUCGCGGCAGACGACGUCCACGCUAGGCAACCGCAGCCCGGCGCCAUCGGACAGCGGAUCGGCCACGUCGUCGACGGCGGCGGCCUCGGUGCUCGACGAGGAGGAGCGGCUGGGCGACCUCGAGAUGGAGGCGUACAUCAAGCGGUCGCAGGCCAAGAAGCUGGCGUCCGGCGCAAAGCAGGCCGACCUCGACAAGCUGCUCGAGUUCCCGGACCCGGUGCCGCCCAGCCGCACGCUGUCGCCGAGGCAGGCCGAGGUCAUGUACGGCAACAAGAUGUCGCCGUACGAGCUGCACGAGAUCUUCAGCUACCCCGAGAUCUUCUACUGCGGCCAAAACGCGUCGCAAAAGCACCGCGCCACCCUCGACAAGCCCAACAACAACCACGGCUUUGACGACGAGCGCGGCGAUUACCUGGUCACGACGCGCGACCACCUGGCUUUCCGGUACGAGAUCAUCGACCUGCUCGGCCGCGGGUCGUUUGGCCAGGUGCUGCAGUGCCGCGACCACAAGACGGGCCACACGGUCGCCAUCAAGCUGAUCCGCAACAAGAAGCGCUUCCACCACCAGGCGCUGGUCGAGGUCAAGAUCCUCGAGAGCCUGGUCAAGUGGGACCCCGAGGACCAGUACAACGUGCUCAAGAUCACCGAGUCGUUCCUGUUCCGCAACCACCUGUGCAUCGCCACAGAGCUCUACAGCAUGAACCUCUACGAGCUGAUCAAGGCCAACAGCUUCGCCGGCUUCUCGACCAAGCUCAUCCGCCGCUUCACGACCCAGGUCCUCGCCUCGCUCUCGCUGAUGCGCCAGCGCCGCAUCGUCCACUGCGACCUCAAACCCGAAAACAUCCUCCUCAAGCAUCCCAGGAGGAGCGGGAUCAAGGUCAUCGACUUUGGAUCGAGCUGCUUCGAGCACGAAAAGGUCUACACCUACAUCCAGAGCCGCUUCUACCGAUCGCCCGAAGUCAUCCUUGGCAUGAACUACCACACAGCGAUCGACAUCUGGAGUCUCGGGUGCAUCAUCGCCGAGCUCUACACAGGAUACCCGCUCUUCCCUGGCGAAAACGAGCAAGAGCAGCUGGCGUGCAUCAUGGAGGUGCUCGGCGUGCCGGACCGCUACCUGAUUGAGCGGAGCACGCGCAAGAAGCUCUUCUUUGACAGCACGGGCGCGCCCCGGCCGGUCGUCAACUCGCGCGGCAAGCGCCGCCGCCCCGGGUCCAAGACGUUGGCGCAGGCGCUCAAGUGCAACGACGACCUGUUUGUCGACUUUGUGGCAAAGUGCCUGAUCUGGGAUCCAGAGCGGCGGAUCAAGCCGGACCCGGCGAUGCGCCACCCGUGGAUCCAGCAGGGCCGCCGGCUUGCCUCGGUCGCCGCGGCCGCCUUGUCCCUCGGACGGGCGUCUGGCUCGGCGGCGUCGAGCUCGUUUAGCAGCAGCACCGGGCCCGGGCUGCUGCCGCGCAAGACGGCCAUGGUCAACUCGGCUGCCGGCACGGCCAACGCGAACGUGGCCACGACGUCGACGUCGACGAACCCCACGGCGACGCCACGCACCAAGCUGGCUGGCAGCACGACCGCAGCCGCCUCGGGAACACCGGGAGGGGCGGCGGGCUCGGGCUCGGGCUCGGGCUCGGGCUCUACCCCCGUACGCUCGUCUGCAGUCGGCUCCACCACGGGGAGCAGCCUUGCCUACGCCACGUCGCCGCGGCGCACCAGCGCCAUUGGCGUCGGGUCGCUGCACAACACGCCUCUGCGCGCCCGAGGGGCGUGA
Pseudozyma flocculosa PF-1 is the source of this 7653-nucleotide messenger RNA. RefSeq lists its product as uncharacterized. NCBI's taxonomy places the organism in Eukaryota, Fungi, Basidiomycota, Ustilaginomycetes, Ustilaginales, Ustilaginaceae. Bases 1 to 7653 code for a protein of 2550 amino acids. The transcript is spliced from 4 exons. Gene Ontology annotation, biological process: peptidyl-serine phosphorylation; peptidyl-threonine phosphorylation. Gene Ontology annotation, molecular function: ATP binding; protein serine/threonine/tyrosine kinase activity; protein serine/threonine kinase activity. The record is from RefSeq and is a predicted model, not a curated record.